This is a messenger RNA of Dissoconium aciculare CBS 342.82, 1296 nucleotides long. RefSeq names its product phosphoribosylamine--glycine ligase. The transcript has 2 exons. Bases 1 to 1296 code for a protein of 431 amino acids. Gene Ontology annotation, biological process: purine nucleobase biosynthetic process. The record is from RefSeq and is a predicted model, not a curated record. NCBI's taxonomy places the organism in Eukaryota, Fungi, Ascomycota, Dothideomycetes, Mycosphaerellales, Dissoconiaceae. Gene Ontology annotation, molecular function: metal ion binding; ATP binding; phosphoribosylamine-glycine ligase activity.
AUGUCGGCAACAUCGCUACGCAUCCUGCUGGUAGGCAAUGGUGGCCGAGAGCACACUCUGGCCUGGAAGUUGGCUCAGAGUAGUCACGUUGAGCUCAUCCAUGUAGUUCCUGGCAACGGAGGCACGGCUGGGGUUGCAAAAUGCUCAAACAUCACAAGCGUCUCGCCUGAUGACUUUCCCGCGCUCGUCGAACAUGCCAAAGCCAACAACCUCAACUUCCUCGUGCCAGGCCCUGAAGCACCACUAGUUGCCGGAAUAGUUGACUACUUCAAGGAGCAUGCGCCCGGAAUCCGUUGCUUCGGACCCAGUGCAUCUGCUGCUCGGAUGGAAGGUAGCAAGACGUUUUCCAAAGAUUUCAUGAAAAAGUGGAACAUUCCCACGGCCCGCUACGAAAACUUCAGUUCUUACGACGCCGCUCGCCAACAUCUAGACCAGAUUGAUUACCGUGUCGUGAUCAAGGCCGACGGCCUGGCUGCUGGUAAGGGUGUCAUUCUCCCGAUUUCCACCGAGGAGGCACAGACUGCCCUCAAGGAGAUCAUGCUCGACAAGGAAUUUGGUGAUGCUGGAAACAGUGUCGUUAUUGAAGAAUUCCUUGAAGGUGACGAGGUCAGCAUCUUGUCUUUGUCAGACGGCCACGCAAUCCUGUCGUUACCGCCGGCGCAAGAUCACAAGCGAAUCGGAGAUGGUGACACCGGUCCAAACACUGGUGGUAUGGGAACAUAUGCCCCAACGCCUGUUGCGACCCCCGAAUUACUGGCUGAGCUCGACAAGACCGUCCUUCAGCCGACCAUUCAGGGAAUGCGAGAGAAUGGUAUGCGAUUCGUCGGAUGUCUCUUUACCGGCUUCAUGCUCACCAAAGCCGGACCCCGUGUGCUUGAGUACAACGUCCGUUUCGGUGACCCCGAAACUCAAUCAUGUCUCGCCCUACUAGAGUCUGAUCUGGCUGAUCUUAUGCUGGCAUGUACAGACGGGAAAUUGUCGAGCCGCUCUCUUGUCGUUCGACCCCUCAGCGCUUGUACCGUCGUCGUUGCAGCCGGCGGCUAUCCUGGCUCAUAUGCCAAAGGCACGCCAAUGGAGGUCGCUGAUGUGAGCCAAAGCAACGGUGCCCAUUAUUUCCACGCUGGUACUGCUCUUCAACAAGAUCAAUUGAAGACAAGCGGCGGUCGUGUCAUUGCCGCCACUGCGACAGGCGAGACACUCAGGGAAGCCGUGGAUAAGGCUUACAAGGCCGUCGAGGGCAUCCAAUUCGAGGGAAUGCAGUACCGAAAGGACAUUGCUCAUCGUGCUCUGAAGUGA